GGGGGGAGAGAGAGAUGCAGGACUGCUGUAGGGUCUCUGAGGACUGAUCCUGCCCUGACACUGAGGACGCUCGCGCUGAGCCACACGAGCCGACUCCUGCACGCGCUGCGCUGCGCUGCGCUGUGUUCCGGAAGCACCGGGUCUGUGUGGACUCUCCGAAAGGUGUAGUGAGCGUGGCAGAGCGCGAGAUCUGUUAGAUUUCUUCCUCCGUGUUUGACUCUUACCUGUGUGCUCAAGUCGGGCUGAUCGGGAACAGUAGCAGCGACAUGGACGCGGACACAGCGGACACAGCGGACACACCGGCGCGGGCCGGAACGCGACCCGGGAGCUCCGCGAGCAUUAGGAAUAGGACAAGAUCGACUCUUCUCUCUGUCCGGAUGAACAGUUUUCUCCUGAUCGCUGUCUUCUGUACGAAAGUGCUAUGUGUGCAGUCUUCAUCUCUGCACUUUUCCAAAGAGCCCAAGUCUCAGGAUGCGCUGCAUGGUCGCAGUGCCAUGCUGCGCUGUGAGGUCAGUGAAGCGGCUGACGUGCGAUACGCGUGGGUGCAGGACGGCCAGGCAGUGCGGGAAACCGAGCGGCGCUUCGUGGAGGACGGGAACCUUAAAUUUACAGCAGUGGAUCGCCGUCUUGACGCGGGCAACUUCCAAUGUGUGGCCACAAGCUUGACCUCGGGGGAGGUGGCCACAUCCAACAACGCCUCCUUCAACAUCAAGUGGCUUGACAGCGGCCCGGUGACGCUGAAAGAACCUGCCUCUGUGGAGGAGAUCGAUGAUGCUGAACAAAUCACUCUGCAGUGCCAGAUUGAUGGACACCCAAGGCCGAUCAGUAAAUGGUAUAAAGAUGGAGUAUCGCUAACAGUUAAGGAGAGAAGCUUCACCCUGAAAAAACCCGACCCUGGGAAUUCAGGCACGUACAGCUGCUGCGCACGCAACGGAGCCGGACAAGUCUGCAGCAGCACCAACUUCACCCUCAACAUUAUAGACAAGUCGAUUCCUCGUGUGCUGGUGGCUCCAGAGGAUCAGGUGGUGUUCAGGAACGAAGAGGCCGUCUUUCACUGCCAGUUCUCCUCCAAACCUCCAGCUGUUGUAGAGUGGUUCCACGAGUCAGAGCCUGCAGUCAGCAAGCCGCGGGUUUCUGUGUAUGAUAAUGGCACUCUGCGCAUCGCUCAGGUGAAACCGCGGAACACAGGCCGCUACACAUGUGUGGUUCGUUAUGGAGGUGAUAAGCAGGUGCAGGAAGAAGCCACUCUGCACAUCGCAGAGAUUGAAGAUAUGGGUAGCAGACUGUAUAAGUUCUUCUCUACAAACAACGUGGAACGGGUAACAUGCAGCCCUCCACGUGGUCACCCCGAGCCCGUGGUUUGGUGGGAGAAGGAUGGAGUCCGAGUGCCCUCUGAAGGCCGUGUGUACCAACAGGACACAGACCUGGUCUUCAAUCCCACUAUGGCCGGAGACUCGGGAACAUACACAUGCAUGGCACAGAAUAAGGCGGGUCAGAGGAAGCAGGAAGUCGGCAUCAGUGUGGUUGGUCUUCCAGAGUGGGUCAGUAAACCCCAGGACACUGAGAUGGAGGAGGGGCAGCCUGGGUACCUACACUGCUAUGUCCAGUUUACGCCUCCUGCCCAGGUCACCUGGUACCGUGGCUUGAAGGAGAUCAGUGAGGAGAAAUCUCAGUAUAAAUUGUUUCCAAAUGGAACUUUGAGGAUAAACAAUGUUGACGUGUAUGAUGGACAGAACUACAAGUGCGUUUGCCAGACUGCAGGUGGUGUCCUAAUCGGGGAGGCCAAGGUCCACAUCCUCGAGAAGCUUAAGUUCACUCCCGCUCCUCAGUCCCCUCAGUGUCUCCAGCUGGACAAAGAAGCCAACGUUCCUUGCUCUGCUACAGGCAGAGAGACACCCACAAUACACUGGACCAAAGCUGAUGGUAGUGCCAUUCCUGCUCACGUCAAGCAAACCAAUGGGACGCUACAGUUUGAGAAAGUGACACGGAGUGAUGCGGGGAAUUACACUUGUGUAGCCAGUAACCAUCUCCAAGGAGAAAUCAGAGCUUUCGUCUCGCUCACUGUAGGAGUGCACACAGAGUUUAAGGUGCACCCGGAGUACACGACAGUGUAUCAGGGUCACACUGCCACACUGCACUGCCAGGCUACAGGAGACCCGCAGCCCUACAUCCAUUGGAUCGUCAAGGACAAAGCUCUGUCUGUCGGCACCAGCAGAUUUCAAGAGAUGCCCAAUGGUUCUCUUAUCAUCAGCGAUGUCACCACCGCUGACACAGGAACGUACACAUGCAUAGCUGGCAACAGCUGUGGCAUCCGGCAUCAAGUUACGCAGCUCUACGUCGUAGAGAAGCCAAAGCAUGAACGUGACAGUGACGAGGGGAAAACACCAUACAAGAUGAUCCAAACCAUUGGCCUGUCUGUGGGGGCAGCUGUUGCCUACAUCAUCGCCGUACUCGGCCUUAUGUUCUACUGCAAGAAGAGACGCAAUGCCAAGAGACUGCAGAAGGGACAGGAUGGGGAAGAGCCAGAGAUGGAGUGCCUUAAUGUAGGAGCUGUGCAGCACAACGGCCAAAUUACAGCUGAGAUCCAGGAAGAAGUGGCUUUUACGAACCUAGAGACUGUGUCUACAGCUGAAAAACGUCACAGCAACACAGACAAAUUCCACUUUCCCAGAGCAGCCUUGCAGACCAUCACUACACUAGGCAAAGGGGAAUUUGGUGAGGUGUUCUUGGCCAAGGCACAGAGGAUCGAGGAGGGUGAAGAACAGACCGUGGUCCUGGUGAAGAGUCUGCAGAGCAGAGACGAGCUCUCACAGGCCGAGUUCAGGCGGCAGGUCGACAUGUUCAGUAAACUGAAUCACACCAACGUCGUCCGUCUACUUGGCCUUUGCAAAGACACAGAACCCCACUACAUGGUCCUGGAAUAUAUAGACCUGGGUGAUCUCAAACAGUUCUUGAGGAUAUCCAAAAGCAAAGAUGAGAAACUUAAACCGCAGCCUAUCAGUACCAAGACCAAAGUGUCCAUCUGUGCCCAAGUGGCUGCUGGGAUGGAGCACUUGUCCAAACAGAAUUUUGUCCAUAAAGACCUGGCAGCCCGGAACUGCUUGAUUAAUGGAGAAAGACAAGUCAAGAUUUCAGCACUCGGCCUCACCAAAGACGUCUACAACAGUGAGUAUUACCACUACAGACAGAGUUGGAUCCCUUUGCGCUGGAUGCCUGCAGAGUCAGUCUUUGAAAAUGACUUUUCCACCAAAUCUGACGCGUGGGCUUUUGGUGUACUGAUGUGGGAGGUGUUCACCAGUGGUGAGCUGCCGUACUCCUCGCUGAGCCAUGAGGACAUACUCGAAGGCCUUCAAGCUGGCAUGCUGACGCUUCCUGCACCGGAGGCCUGUCCUUCUAAAGUCUACAAACUGAUGACUCGGUGCUGGGCUCCCAGUCUCAAAGAGCGGCCAUCUUUCAGUGAGCUUGUCCAGGCUCUGGGAGACAUUCCGUUGGACAGCAAGGUGUAAGGACUGCCUGGUGUGAUGGAGCCACACCUAUCCUGUUCUGCUCUGCUACAAUCACAGACUCGCUCAGACUGGGUCCCACACAUUUCAGGGAGCAAGUGUGUAUGAGUGACAAACAGGGACGUUGAUAUCAGGGCAAUGUGUGCAUGUGUGUGUGUAUGUGUGUGUGUGUGUGAGAGACGAUCCGAUCCCAGAGACUUCGAUCUGCCUUAGCGAUGUCAUUAAAAGACAUGCUGUUGACCAUUCCAUUUCAAUGACCUGUUUGUGCUAUUAAUCUUCAGUUAUGUCUGUUUUUCUCACGAGAUCUCCUUUUCGAUCUUCAAGGGGUACGAUCUUUGAACUUGAUCUUUCACCUCUGCUAGCGCAGGACAAUCCAACCCUAACUGGAGCGAAACCAACAAUGUGGCUCCUGAAAAUGCUGGACUCAGCUAAUGGACAUGAAGAUGGUGUGCAUAUAGUCGUGUGCCAGAAUGUGUGUGUGUGUGUGUGUGUGUCCUUGUAUGUGCCUCUGUUAGAUUUGCAAAGUGGAUUGGUGUACAAGUCAAACGUUUGUCAUGAAGGGUGAUGACCUUUUUACGGCUCUAAGCACCAGAAUAAAUUAAUAUUUCUAGUCUAUGCUUUGUACACACGGAAGUGCAAGGAGAGUUGAAGAUGGUUUGUUACAGCUGUACUUUUUAUUAUAAUUUUUUUUUUUUUUUUAUAUUUGCCUUUUUUACCUUGUGGUGCUCAUAUGGGACAAUAAUAUUUUGAUGGAGGGAACUUGCAAUACAUCUUAUUGCCUACAAGCCUGAAGCCAUGAUGAACAAUGUAUUCAAGAUUUCUGCAUAGCGAUAUUUAUAACCACCUGACCGUAUUAUUGCUUGGCAAAGUCCCUGUUACAUUCAUUUAUACGUACCGACACCAUGCACUAAUUUCACUUAAAAUCUUGUUUUAUGUAAUAAUUUGUUUUUAGUGUAGAAGGACAUGUGUGAGCCUUUAUUUCUGAUGAAGGUUCUGUAAUUUUAUAAUAUUUUUUUAAUGGAAAGGUACUCUGAGAUACUUUUAUUAUACAUGUAUGUACUCUGCUCAUUAUAACGUCUCGUUUUGCAGAAAGUGUUGUAGGGCAGCUGAGAGUUUCAGUGGUCACCAUCAAUUUGAAGGGCCACACGUGCCUAAGACAUGAAGGAUUCUAUUCAACUUUGUUUCAUAUCUAUUUUUUAUAUGAUAUUUUUUCUGUUGGUUUGUUUGAUUUCUCAGAAACACAUGGUCCAUGUCUGUUUUUUUUUAUUAUAAUUACAUACAGUACUAGGCACUCACACUUAAAAGUGUUUUGUUAGUCUACUUUAUCAGAGGUCAAAAUAAUCACAAUGUAUGCUGCUCACAUUAAACAUUCACAUUUGUA
Molecule: messenger RNA, 4884 nt
Organism: Clarias gariepinus (North African catfish)
Lineage: Eukaryota; Metazoa; Chordata; Actinopteri; Siluriformes; Clariidae
Gene: ptk7b
Product: protein tyrosine kinase 7b
Exons: 20
Coding region: 267-3506 (1079 amino acids)
Biological process (GO): synapse organization; homophilic cell-cell adhesion; protein phosphorylation
Cellular component (GO): plasma membrane; axon; neuronal cell body
Molecular function (GO): ATP binding; protein kinase activity; axon guidance receptor activity
Source: RefSeq, a predicted model, not a curated record